UAGCUUAUUAAAUUAUCACAAAUAGGAUCAGUUACUCAUCUUCGUCCAUGCUUGACAAGAACUGUUCAGUAUUCCUCAUUGGCCCACACAGGAAUACUGUAAAUGUUACUAUGUAGAAAUUUAACAGUAGAGUUAAUAUAUUCAAAUUAAAAAAUAUUAACAUAAACAAAAUAAAAUUUAAAUUUAACUGUAUUUAAAAAAACAAAGCAAUGUCACCUCCAGACAAGACUUCUUGGUUUCUUGGUGGACACAUAAACCUUAUAUUAAAUAUUGGUAUCACUAUUUUCACUCUUUUUGAAUCUUAUGUGUUCCCAUUGGCUAUUACAAAAUGGGUGAUACUUAUUAUUAAAUAUAGUGGAUUGUCAUAUUUCAAUGGGUCCAGGAACUCAAAACAAGUAAUGAGGACACAUUAUCAGUAUAAUUUGCAGUUAAUAACAAGUAGUGAUAGUAAAGUCAUUGAUGUUUUACAAAAACAAGUUUCUAGCGUAAGUGUUACUGUGGAGAAAGAUACAGUUGUCUAUGAAGAUAUAUAUAUUCAGUUAAGUUAUUGUGGCCAAAACUGUAAAAGGAUUCCUCCAGCAUUACAAAGUAUGUACGGUGCUAAAGUGAAAUAUCUGGAUUUGAGCUACAACACCAUAGAGACACUGAAAGGCCUAGAACAAUUCGGCAGAUUGGAAGAGCUGAUAUUAGACAAUAAUAAACUGGGGGACAACAUCACGUUUCCUUUACUGCCGUAUCUGAGAACCCUCUCACUAAAUAACAAUCAGGUGGCCGAUUUGGAACUACUCAUAGACAAGAUAGUGGAACGUCUUCCAUCCCUGUCGUACCUGAGCCUGCUCAGCAACAAGGCGUGCCCCAACGAGCUCUCGGACGUAGACAAAGAUGAUUCCGACUAUCAGAGAUAUAGGUACUUUGUUCUUUAUAAGCUGAAACAUUUACGUUUCUUGGAUUCACGGCGGGUGUCUGCUCACGAGCGCUCGGAAGCGGAGAAACGGGGCGAAUUCAUGCGCGUACGCCGUCCGCGUGACGUCACUGACUCAAUGCGCACUGAACAUAGCCAACAAUCCGCCAGACCUCUACCCUUGGAUCUCUCCGCGUUGGGCAAACACAAAGGUGCCUACGGCAAGUGUCACUACAAAUACACGGGCAAGCAUUCCGAAGGUAACAGGUUCAUAGUAAAUAGUGAUUUGUGACCAAAGAUCAUUGUAUUUAUAACUUCCGAUAAAUAUAGUUAGCUUUUAUUAUGCUAAGAAUCUUCUAGAGUUAAGCCUAACUUUCAUAUGGAGCAUUUACGCAUGAAAACUAAGCAGCGCCCCUACCGGACGUAAGAACAAACUAGCCCCUUCCAUAGAAACUUCGACGAUGGCGAUACAAAUACGGACCUAUCUAAGUUCGUGCUACUGAUCUGUAACGGAAAUCAAGUAAAUAUAUUAUAGGUAGGUACCUCGUUCAAAAUACUUCACUACAAGAAAGGAUGAGGGUAGUGCGUAAUUUAUUAUUCAGGAAGUUUAUAUUCUCAUUGCUGUUCACCCUCGUGAUAACAAUGUGUUUUCGUUAAUGUGAGGUUCGAAGAUCGAACAUUAAAAGUGCGAUUUGCUUAAUUAUUCUUUAAUGUUUGUAAUCCUUUAAAUGGGGGCCAGAACUGAGAAAGCAACUACUUCGCAUUGAGCGCCCGUCUUUUAAAUAAAAUUCUGGUGUUGUAUACCACUGUGUACAGACUAUGGUGGCUGUUUGUCAUCAGUUGGGCCAUAUGCUUGUUUGUCUCUCUUUUUAUUAAAAAAAUAAUACUUUUAAAGUUUUCUUUCACACCUAGGAGUAUUGAAUGAACUCUAGAGAAGUCAAUAAGUGUUUUGAUUAUAAAAAACCAAUCACUCGUCCUCCUGCAAAAUGUUUUGGUUAGAUAUUUGAUAUGCUUCCUGAUUUUCGGAGAAGAAAAAAUAUAUAAAAGUGCUUAUAUUCUAUUAUAUUGUUUUGCUAAAUUAUUAGGUAGCCGUGCCGUUACCAGCUACACGAAACGAGUUCGAUACUCACAGCUGGCAAGCUAUAACCAAUGUUAGUAACUAAAACCAGAAUAAUUUGCUAAGCACGAGGCAUUCAUUUUUUAAUCUUGUUGAGAAAUAUAUUGUUAGCAUUUUUCCUGAAAAUAAUAGGCAGGUAGGAAAGGUACCUACUUACUUAUACAAGGUGACAUAAAAUUACCUGUCAGGACUCUGAGAAGAUAAUCAGGUUACGUCUACAGAUUAUGUCCAUACUAAAUGAGAUUUUUCAUCCUAUCAUUAUAUAAAUGUGAUUUUUGUUAACGUAAACACUCAAUAUUAAUCACAGUGUACUCACUGUACACUAUAGAAAAGGGUAGCCGUGAAAUUUGUAAUUUUUAUACCGUUUCUGCUACGGGGUCUAUCUAAAAAGUUUAUAUGCACAUUAUAUACCAAAUUACUAUUUUAAAAUCUGUAAUUAAACAACAAAUAUUGAACAGUGAUAUUAGGUAACUUCAAUUACAGGAUUAUUUCAUUGCAUAUUAAUUAGGUGAAGAUGUGUUGAGUACUUUGGAAGACGAUACGAGGAAACUCCACAAUUACAAACAGUACCUACAUAUGUUGUGUUUGGAUAUUUUAACAAGCAUAAAACGGGUAAUGCAUACCAGCUACGAGCAAAUAAUAAUUGCUCCUAGCAUGCCAUACUUAGUUAGUAUAUGCUAUUUUGCGUUUCUGGC
This is a messenger RNA of Chilo suppressalis (striped riceborer), 2713 nucleotides long. NCBI's taxonomy places the organism in Eukaryota, Metazoa, Arthropoda, Insecta, Lepidoptera, Crambidae. The record is from the annotation of a GenBank genome assembly.